Molecule: messenger RNA, 648 nt
Organism: Angiostrongylus costaricensis
Lineage: Eukaryota; Metazoa; Nematoda; Chromadorea; Rhabditida; Metastrongylidae
Source: the annotation of a GenBank genome assembly
AUGUAUAUGACUAUGUUUCAUAGCAGCUUUUACUGUACCACUGUGACCGGAGAUGGUACCUUUUGUCAUCGAUUCAUCAGUGGAACAAUUCCCCGUACAUCUUUUAUGCAUCCGUUCGAAUCCGGCACAUGGAUUUGGCCUCACUACUACUCGCAUGGCGCUCAUCAUGUUCCUCAACCAGUUUGCUUUCCUAGCAAUCCUCAACCAGGAUUUCUCGAACAAGGCUACUUUGAGCCGUCAUGUGUUGAUCCGAUGUUUCCAUUCGACCCUAAUUGUGACAUCGUUGCUCCAAAGCCAUCGCAAGAAAGCUACUAUGGUAUCGGUAACUCUCAAGAAAAUCAUUAUCCUCCCCAACAUUUUCAAGAAAAUUACUUUCCUGUUAACAACUCUCUCCAGAAUGACACUACCAGCAAGCAGGUCUCUUCACUGAUGAACAACAAUUAUUGUCCAUCUCUCGAAACUUCGGCCUUCUUCCUGGGCAUUCCUAUCUUUCAAGAAAGCAAUCCCAUCGUGCUCUAUCACAUCCCGUCCACUGACCUCUGCUAUGUGUACGUACGUUGUGAACUCAUAGAUGGCAGAAAGUCGCACUAUUUGUGUGAAGGAUGCUUUCUAAAGAAAAAGUAUGUUCUAGGCGAGGUAAGCAACUAA